Molecule: messenger RNA, 2877 nt
Organism: Wallemia ichthyophaga EXF-994
Lineage: Eukaryota; Fungi; Basidiomycota; Wallemiomycetes; Wallemiales; Wallemiaceae
Product: Importin-alpha re-exporter
Exons: 4
Coding region: 1-2877 (958 amino acids)
Biological process (GO): protein import into nucleus; protein export from nucleus
Cellular component (GO): cytosol; nuclear envelope
Molecular function (GO): small GTPase binding; nuclear export signal receptor activity
Source: RefSeq, a predicted model, not a curated record
AUGGACAGUAUCGCGGUUCUAUUGUCGCAAUCUUUACAACUUGGUCCACAGCGCAAGCAGGCUGAGCAGCAGCUACAGCAAGGUGAAUCCCAGGCAGGAUUUCUUCUCUUACUGCUCCAGCUCCUCGGUCAGGAGAAUGCACCAAAUGAGAUACGCCUGGCUGCUGCAGUUUUGCUUAAGAAUAAUAUAAGAAAGAAUUGGCCAGAAGACACAGCUAUAAGCGUGCAAGAUAGAAACACGGUCAAGGCUCAAAUAGUACCUGCUAUGAUUGCGUUAUCUUCUAGACCUCCUUUACAAGCUCAGCUUGGUGAAGCCGUUGCUAUUAUCGCGGAGCAUGACUUCCCUGCAAAUUGGGAUGGUUUGAUUGAUCAACUCGUUGCUGCACUCACAGAAUCAGAUUACUCGAUUAACAACGGCGUCCUCACCACAGCUCACUCCAUCUUCAAAAGAUGGCGCUCACAAUUUCGCACAGAUGACCUCUUUAGAGAGAUUAUAUACGUUUUAGAGCGUUUCUGUGAACCAUUCUUAGGCAUCUUUAGACGCACUGAUCACCUCCUCAGCGAUCCCUCAUACCACUCUCUUCCAGAAGCUCAACGCGUACAGUUAGCACAAGCAAUGAUCCUACUCACUCAAAUUUACCACGACCUCAACUCACAAGACCUGCCUCCUUUCUUCGAGGACAAUAACAAUGAAUUUAUGGGCUACUUUGCAAAAUACUUGGUCGAAUGGAACGCCCAGUUCGAUGAUGGCGGCGGCGAGGACCCAACACCUCUAGAAAAGAUUAGAGCGAGUAUUUGUGAGAUCGUUGAGCUCUACUCGCAGAGAUACCUCGAUGCAUUCCCUCAAAUGGGUGCGUUCGUUGAGCGUGUGUGGACGUUGGUUAUUGGUUUGGGUCAAUCAACAAAGUACGACGUUUUGAUCAGCAAGGCGCUGAAAUUCUUAAGCACAGUCGUUAGAAAUCCAGAUCAACGUGGUGCAAUUGACAACGAGGCAACACUCAAUCAAUUUUGCGAAAAGAUUAUUCUCCCAAAUAUGCAAAUGCGUGAACAUGAGGAGGAGAUGUUCGAGGAUGAUCCAUUGGAAUACGUGAGGAGAGAUUUAGAACCUACUUCGGAUUCAGACACGCGUAGAUCUGCUGCUACUGAAUUUACACGUGCUUUGAUGGAACAAUUUGAGAGCACUAUUACGACUAUCAUUAAGGGCUAUAUUGCUAAUUGUUUACAAGUAUUUAGUCAACAAAACUGGAAAGCUAAAGAUACCGCUAUAUACCUUCUCACAUCUAUCGCAAGUAAGGGAUCCACAUCUUCACAUGGUGUGUCAUCAACUAAUCAACUCAUUGAUGUUAUUUCCUUCUUCUCUGAACAUGUUUUCCAACACCUUCAAAACCCUUCACACCCAAUACUUGAAGUUGACGCCAUCAAGUUUUUGUACACAUUCCGUAACCAGCUCAGCAAAGAGCAGAUACUGUCAGUCUUACCGUUGCUCGUUCGUCACUUGGGAAGUGAGAAUUACGUUGUUUACUCAUACGCUGCUAUUACUUUAGAGAGAACGUUGGCGUUGAGAAGAGACGGGAAGCAGGUUAUCGAAAAGGACGACGUGAGAAUAUUUGCUCAGGAUAUCUUAGUUGCCAUAUUUAACAAGAUUGGUGAGGCUCCAACGCCAGAAAAGAAGGCCGAGAAUGAGUACCUCGCCCGUGCUGCUAUGCGUAUUAUCUUGGUCGCUCAAGAUAGCUUGUCUGAUGUACAUGAGGCAAUCCUCGACUACUUAGUUGGUAUUACGACGGAGAUUUCCAAGAAUCCAUCCAACCCACGUUUCUCGCAGUACAUUUUCGAGGCAAUUGCUGCUUUGGUUAGGUUUGUUGGGGGUACACAUAAGCAACUCCUCCCCAACAUGACCAACAAGCUACUCUACGGACCUUUCCAAAUGAUUCUGGGUCAGGACGUCCAGGAGUUCCAGCCAUUCGUUUUCCAAAUUGUCGCUCAGUUGUUGGAAAUUCAGGGCGAGGGUACGCCAGAUGCAUUCAAGCCUCUACUCGCGCCGUUAAUGCAGCCUACACUAUGGGAGCAGCGUGGUAACGUUCCACCUCUGGUGAGACUUUUGAAGGCCUUCUUGCUCAGAGUGUCCGAGGACAUAGUCGCAAACAACCAGAUCAGCAACAUUCUGGGUGUGUUUCAAAAACUCAUUGGAAGUAAGGUGCAGGAUGUGUACGGAUUUGAGUUAUUAGAGGGGCUCAUCGAGAAUGUACCUGCGCAAACCAUGCAGGAUUACAUUGCACCCGUUUUGACUUUGCUUCUUACACGUCUGCAAGCGAGCAAGACUGACCAGUUUACACGUGCAUUCAUCCACUUCUUUAUGCUCACUGCUGCGCUCGACGACAAGGGGUAUGGAGUGCCGUUCUUGGUUAGCGGUUUCGAUAAGGUUCAGCCGGGUCUGCUCCCUCAGGUGCUCCAAUCUGUGCUUCUUCCCGAAGUUCAGAAAGUCACGCAGCGCGAUCGCAAGGUCGUCUACAUCGGUCUGGUGAAGCUAUUGACAAACACGCAAACUAUACAAAUGGGCAAGGUGUGGUCCGUUGCAAUGGAGUCUCUGCUUAAGCUCUUCAUCAACCCACAGGAUCUCAAGGCUGCGGGUACGAAUGAAAUUCUUGUGGACGACGAAUCAGGCUAUCAGACGACUUACGCUCGUUUGGCUUCGUCUGAUUAUCCUCCAGCUGACAGGUUUCCCAGUGUCACCGAUGAGCGCUCUUUCAUGAGCUCUAGCUUGGACGCUUUCAGUAGGAACGUCCCAGGUCAGAUCCCUCCGCUUCUGCAAGGCAUCCCUAACGAAUUACUCUCCCCACUCGUGCAAUUCAUGCAGUCUAACGGUCAGACCAUUGUGUGA